This is a messenger RNA of Seminavis robusta, 4218 nucleotides long. Lineage: Eukaryota; Bacillariophyta; Bacillariophyceae; Naviculales; Naviculaceae. The record is from the annotation of a GenBank genome assembly.
AUGCCGGAGUUCCAGAGAGAGAAUUCCCUGGGGGUUGGCGACCUUCGGGCACUGGCCUAUGAUUUGGAUAUGCAGUCUAAACAUGAUUCUCGACAAGCUAGCAUCGGUCAAGAGAUGGAGUAUGUGCCUCCUCCCACCGGUCUCUACUCUUCUAGGAGCCGGGGUCUUGUUCGCGAGAAUAGGCCUCGUCGCCAUGGGGCUGGCCGUGCCCGAUCUUCUGGCAGAUCUGCGGCUCCAUCGGCCAAUUCUGGACACAGCGUCAUGAGCGUCAUGACGACGUCCACCGCUUACACGAACCCUUCCACGCAUAGCGUUGACAGCCAGGCUGCGGCAGACCUUGGGGCCAGUGCCUCCAGUUUCUACGAAAGCUUUGACGACAACUACAGCGUCACCUUUAUGGGCGGUGGAUCAGGAAUAGAGAUUGGAAACCCACAAGCCAUCAUGCCUAGUCUUCGACGUGCUCAAACUGCGACAGGUGCUCCUCCUAGCCUUCGAAGGGCUCACACGACAGCCGGUUCCACCAAUCGGCGCGGUCUGGCUGGGAAGCGAGGCAUUCGUCCUGGCGCUGGUCCUGGUUUGCGCCGGAGUGGUACCGAUGAGAAAGUCAAUCGUCCAGGCGAGAAAGUCAAUCGUAAAGGCCCAGCCUUGCACCGUGCUUCCACGGGCGAAAUGCCCGGGAGCCCUCGGGCGGCCCCUGGUGCUCGCCCGAGAAGCCCCGUCGCUGGUUCUCGCGGGAGAAGCCCUGUCCCUGAUCUGCAAGUCAGCAACCAUGCCCCCCCAUUGAAACGCCCGGUGGUAGACAUUGGUGACUUGGAAGUGGAUCCAUUCAAUCCUCACGUCUUGCGCGGAAGUAGCGUCAGCCCUGUUCCAGAGCAUAAAAGCGGCUUUGCCAUUGAUGAUGAUAUCCCUGCUGCCCCGGCAAUGAGUACCAGGCAGACCCGGCGCAAACACCAGCAGUCUGAUUUAGCGCAAAAGUCAAAAUUGGAGCCCAAAGAUCAGGAACGCAUGCUUGGAGCAAGCUACGGAAGUAUCAACGACAAUUCGGACCAUUCCAGGAAGUCAGCUUCCAGCGUCCCUAGUACCCGAAAUCGGCACCGCAGGAUGCAAUCUGACCAGCCUCAGCUUGCUCGCUCCACAACCGUCAGCGCCGCUACUUCCAAUCGGCACCACAGGGGGAAGUCCGACCAGCCUUCGUUGUCUCGGUCUUCCACUACCGGAGGAUCAUCCGCCCCAUACCAACGGGCUAGAACGACCGACCCGCAAUUCACGAGGCGAACUACAAGCAACGAAAGCUCAAACACUACCAGUUCCGUUCCUCCUCCCCCCACGCCGCUUGCUUAUCGUGCUACCAAGGGACUCUCCAACGCAGCCCCCGCCGAAAUGACUCGAUUGGCACCCGCCGUCCUGUCAGCGAGCCACACUGGCGGAGCAAAUCGGGACAGUAACAAUGACAGCUAUCUGAGCAGCUCUGUCAUUUCUUGCCCGACCACCUUUAUGCGAUCAAGCACAAGCGAUGAAGUAGUGGCACCCCCGACGACGGCUCCUUUGGCCUAUCGCGCUACAAAGGGUCUCUCCGCUCAGCCCAAUCCAUCUCAAAUGACCCGCGUCGAGCCUCUCAAGGGAUACGGUCUCGCCCCAGGCAGCAAUCACAGUGAUCGAAGCAGUCGUAGUCGUAGUCGCAGCCCACGGCCCCUCCCAUCUAACAAACGCCAACAGCCACAGCAAUUCGAUCUUAUCGAAGAUGACGCUGACGAAGUACAGGAUACCUUUGUGCAUCACACGCAAUUGCAAAUGACCUUUGUGGGGGGCAUGCCCGGCGCCCUUGGGGGCACUCAAGACACCCCAGCAGUGGAAACCCAACCCUGCCCCACGGAUCAACAUGGCUUGGGUGGCGGUACCGAUCGAAACGAUGGGUGGCGAGAAAAGUUUGGACUUUCCGAAGUCACGGAUGAUGUCACGUUGGUUGCCAUUGCGGGGAACGGAGACCAGCAAAAUCUGAUGGAAUCCCACCGUGACGACAACCCAGCAGCGGAGUCCCGACCUGGUGCCACGGCUCAACCUGGUUUGAGUGGCGGUGCUGGUCGAAACGAUGUGCGACGAGAAAAGUUUGGACUUUCCGAACCCACAGAUAUCACGUUGGUUGCCAGUGCGGGGAAAGGAAGCAAGCAUGAUCUGAAGGAAGAAUCCCAGCAUGCCCCGAGCAAUGAACUUGAAACAACCCAACAUUCUAGUGCCUCAACUCAACCUUCUACAGCGAUGCAGGUUGGGGCGUACCGUGUAAGCCAGCCCCGCAGUACCAAUCAGCAACGUCCGGGGGCUCCCUUGCCUGCGGAAGUCUCCAGUGCUGAACCCUCGCCAGCAGAAAAUAUGCUGAGACCACCGGAAGAUAGUGUUUUGGCUGUUCUGGACGCCGACAGAAAGAAGAUGAAGAAGAUGAGCACCUCAACGAAGGCUGGGGUCCUCGGGGCAUUGUUGGUGAUUGUAAUUGUCAUUAUUGUCAUAGCGGUGACAGCAGGCGGUAAGGGCGACACGCCAGCUUCCGAGCAAGGCUCCGACGGCGGCGAUGAAAUGACGGAUCUGGUUCUAUCGACCAGAGCACCCGUUACAGAUAUCGAAACGCAUAUUUUGAAUCUGCUUCCCGAGGAAACAGCCAAGGAGAUUGCUCUUUCCCAGCUAGAAGUAACUGGAAACGAAACAGUGGCCCCCUCGCCGCCAUCGCAUUCGGUGGAAGCGUUCAAUUGGAUGCUGGAAGACCCAUCCUUGAUCAAGUAUUCGGAUGUUCGUCUGCUGCAACGAUUUUCCCUGGCAACUCUCUACUUUGCGACUAAUGGUGCGGCUUGGGCAAGCAGUGGCCACUGGCUUUCCUUUGAUCAUCAUGAAUGCAAGUGGAGUGAACGAGAGAUUGAGUGCGAUGGUCUGGAAGGCGACGAAGACAACUAUGCUGAUGGUUUGAUCACAGCCGUGAAGCUUGCAAGAAGCAGGCUGGAAGGAUACCUUCCCAUGGAACUUUCCCUGUUGACCAAUGUUGGGUUCGUGGAUUUGUCAGAGAACAAGCUCAAAGGGUCCAUCCCUUCCACCAUUGGAACCAUGAUGAACUUGACGAAGUUUGUUCUGGAUGAAAACCAACUUUCAGGUCCGAUCCCAAGCCAGCUGGGUCUUCUGACCAGGCUCACACAGUUCUCGGCCCAGGAGAAUGCCCUGAAUGGUACUUUGGCAGCUGAACUCGGCAACAUGAUAGACCUUUCUGAACUUGUUUUGUCAGUGAAUAAGAUCAGUGGGGUGUUGCCUCCAUCGAUUGGUGCGCUUACAAAGUUAAAACGCCUAUACGUGGACCAGAAUCUUCUUGUCGGAUCACUUCCCGAAGAAAUGGGCAGUCUCGCAGAGCUGCGAGAUUUGUUUCUGGAUCGAAAUCAACUGGGGAGCACCAUACCUUCUUCUAUUGGGCAGCUGAAAUCCUUGAACCGUUUGUCAUUGCACUCAAAUGCAUUGAGUGGAUCAAUUCCAACGCAAGUUGGAGCUUUCCCCGAGCUGGUGGUUCUGGCAAUGGAGAACAACACGCUUGGAGGGCGUAUCCCCACCGAGCUCAGUACCAUGGGCACAUCGUUGCGAACUAUCACUUUGUUUGCCAAUAUGUUGACGGGCCCUAUCCCAGAUUUGUCUGCCUUUUCAUCUCUGUCAGACCUCAAAUUGAACAUGAACAAGCUCACUUCAACACUACCAACGAGUCUGCAACCAGCGAUCAGGCAUCUUUCCUUGGAUCAGAACUUGCUAACAGGAACUCUCCACACUGAACUUGGUCUGCUUUCGAAUUUGAACGAAUUAUGGAUGUUCCAGAACAGACUCACUGGAACCGUUCCAAGUGAACUGGGUUUGUGCUCAAAGUUGGAUCGGCUGAACGUGGACCAGAACUCUUUGGUGGGGUCGUUACCUGAUGAGAUCAACAACUUGGUCAUGUUGAAAGAGUUCAACAUAUCCAACACCCAAAUUUCUGGGGUGUUUCCGGAUGCUUUCUGUGACAUCCAGUUCAACGAUUUCACUUGCAGCUCAACGAUGUGUGGUUGUGGCGACAGGUGUCCUUGUGAAGGCUAAAAUUUCAUCAUCCAUUGAUAUCCUUUUCCACAGUUAGCUAGGACAUAUGAUAUGAUUUAGUAAUUUGUAGAAUUGCUUUUCACGACAAAUGCAAGCAGAGCUGAGGAGCUACUGGUACGACUGUACAGC